AUGUCGGAGAAGUACUGCGUACAAGUAUUAAGAUUAAUCUUUGGAAGACUGGAAACGAAUGAAGUCAUUGAGUUCUGGAAGAGCAACGUAAUUUUUGUCACAAGGACAGUACUGGAAAAUAGAAAUUGUCACGACUUUUAUACCCAUUCGGAAAUGAAUUAUACUCCAGAGACAUUCUCAAUUGGAGUUCCUGGAAAUAGAGGAGUAAAUUUUGUAGGCGGCAAUGUAGAUCUCAGUGGUACAUUGAUUAUUAAGGCUCGUCUAGGGGAUGAUAUAAGAUGCAUUCCAAUUCACAACGAAGAUUUGACUUAUGAUGAUCUACUAUUGAUGAUGCAGAGAGUUUACCGUGGUAAACUUAGUAGCACAGAUGAUAUUACCAUCAAAUAUAAGGAUGAAGGUGAGUUUAGUCGACUGGUCUUUUUGGCUUUCAGAUUUGACGAUAAACUUGACUGAUUGAUGAAAACCAUUCCUUUAGGCACGACACUAAGCUUCAUUUAAUAGUUUUCCCCCUCUGUUUCAGAUGGCGAUCUAGUAACUAUUUUCGACAGUUCUGAUCUUGCCUUUGCACGAACAAUAUGCAGAAUAUUAAAGAUUACAUUGUUUGGUAAGUUAAUUAAAUUACAUUUACUUGUGGAACGUUUCUUUUUGUGAGUAUGUUCCUAACGAUGCAAAGAUGUUAUCCUUGGACUGUUUCAUUCAUUAAGUUUAAUACCUUGACACAUGUCUUGAGAUUUAACUUAGGGAUAACUAGCUAUAUCAUAAGUUGUAUUGCUUAAGUUUUUGAAACGAGCAGAGGAAUUCUCUAAAGAAAAUUAUGGAAUAUGCAAACUAGAUUUCCAAACUUGACAAAUGGCAAAUGUUUGAGGACUGCUGUCUGAAAGUUUUCAAUCUCCAGCAAGUCUUUUAUUGCUUAGUAAAAUUUAAAUGUUUGUUUCUUGGUCAAUUUCUUUUUUAAUUCUAGUUGUGGUAGAAUUCUUGUCAAUGUUAAAUCAUGAUCAUUUAAACAAUUUCCUCUGCAGUUAAUGGUGUACCUAGACCUCCUGAACACACACUGGUUGCAGAGUUUAGAAGGGAAUUGACAGAGGUUAGGGAUAGGAUUAAUUAUCUUCUGAAUAGACUGGAAGUAAAGGAUGAAAAUGAGGAGCGGAAGGGUGGGCAAGAACAGCCAAAAGAUAUACCUAGUAUGCAAGGUUUGUAAAGAAAGUCAGCUGUUUAAAAAUUUCAAGUUCUUAGAAGUAGUAUCCUGGAAAGUUUUUGGUAAUAGCAUUUGAUUGCCUCAUGAAUCUCCAAUAUGCAUUGUCAUAGUUGUAAUGAAGAGUUUGGAUUAGUUUUUUUUUUACCAUGCUCAUUAUGCUUUGAACAGGGAUCAUGAAUUGAGUUGACUUCUAACUGGCAUCUAAUUUCUCCUUACACUAUCAUCCCUGAAUCAAACAUUUAGCUCACAACAAUAAAGGAAAUGAUCACCAACUGAAAAAGCCCUUGAUUGUUAAACAAAUUCUUUUUGUCAAUUCCUUAAGAAAUCUACAGAAAACAGUAUGGAGAAUAUACAUACUGAUGUUAGGGUGUAAAGGGUUUAAGUGGACCAAUCAUAACUCUCAUUGAUUUUUUUUGUACUUACGGGUCUGGAGCUAGAAAUGAAAAUGGUGAAAGUGGACUAUUUGCUUGUUCCUAUGCAGUGUUUCCUUUUCGUGUAAAUUGUGAUGGUCAAAACAUUCUAACUAAAUCAGUAUCAGGAAAGUGGCCCGUAGUUUUAUGCUCUGUUUCUGUUUAGGUCCCCCUAAUGAAAGAACAAUUCCAGCCCAACUGCCUCCCAAACCAACCCCUGAGGUGACCAUGUUUGAUCCUCUUGCUAAGGACAAAGCACAACCGGACAGUUCGACGGGAAACAUCUCAGGACACCUGUACCCUAGCACUGCAGGCACUACUGAAGGAAUAGGUUUGUGAAAGACCAUAAAUACAGUCAUGGAGUAAACUAGAAAAACAAUCAAACUGCCAUACAAAAAUUCCAGUUGGAGAAAAAUGUGUCUGUAAUAGUUCUUUGUUUUCCUUGGUUCAAAUUGCUUGUGGUUGGCUUCAAUUUGAUGAUCUGACACCUAUCCCUCUGAUGAAGGGCUACUGCUUGUAUUAUCAGCCUUAAAACUCUUUACGAUGGCCAAUUUAUGUCUUCAACCCAGUUGAUAACACUAAAUUAUCCCAUUAUACUCUCCCACCGACGCAGCACCACAGUUUCUUUGGAAACUUACCCCCUUUAUGACACCAUUCAUGCCUUAAUUGAAGUAAAGUAAGUGUCAGUGAUAUAAAAGGGACUUGGAGUAUUGCCAACCCACUCUUGGAUGGGAUGUUAUUCCAUUGCAGAAAAGUUUUCUAGGUUUCCUUGCAAAUUCAAUGGAAUACAUAAUUUAAUUAUGUUGAAGGAGGGAGAAGUACUGUGCUGGGUAAGGUUUUCUCAGAAAACAACACAAUGGCCCUGAACAGGGAUCAAGUCUGAACCUUUCCAUCCAAAGUCAAGGGUUGUAAUUUUUAGGUCACUGCAUCUACCAGACUCCAUCCAGAGAUAGCAUUUUACUGAUGUUGUCCUUUACAGCAUAGGUUCAAUAAGGAGGGAAGAUAUUGAUAAAUUAAAACUCAAAAAUCCGAAAAAAGAUAUGACUUUUUUGCAGGUUUUAGAAGGGCAGAUGAAUAAAAUAGCUGUGUCUGAUUUACUGUUUAGAUGUUUCAGUGUUUUAUUGGGUAGAAACUGUACAGUUGCCAUGAAUAAUUUUUAAUGCCUUUUGAAUAGCAGGUUCCAAGAGCCAAGAGCCAACCUCACAAGGGUACCCUCCACAGUCCAUCCCAGCAUCACAGCAGAUGCAGGCUCCAGGGCAGCAAAACAUUACACCAUCACCUGCCAACAAAGUGGCUGGAUCAUAUGCCCAGCAAACUCAGUAUCCUCAGCAGGCUACACAAACUGGACAAAAUGCUCCGCAGUCUUAUGCCCCCACCUCCACCCAGACACAAUCUUCUUACCCAGGUAUGACAAAUUCUGUGUCAGGGUACCCGGCUAACCAACCGCUGCAGCAGCCUUAUAGUCAACCAAGUCAACAAAGUUACCCACCACAAAGUCAGACUUACUCACCGGCAGGGGCAGCACCCUACUCAACUGCAGGACAGACGCAGACACAGAGCUAUCAGGUUUAUGUACCUCAGCAGCAGCAACAGCAGCAGCAGCAGCCUGCUACACAGAAUGCUUAUGGAAGUACUCAAGGGUAUCCUACCAACCAACAAUAUUCACAGCAGCAAGGGUACAAUCAGUAUGGUUAUAACUAUCAGCAGCAGCAGCAGACAUAUCCAACAUACUGAUAUCUUUGGCCUUUAGCCAUGGAGGUGGUCUUAAUGUCAACAUUGUAAAUGAUUUUGUAGUUACAGGAUCAUUUAGGUAAUGGGGUUUGGUAGUACAUUGAAAUACAAUGUACACACUGGCUGACUUGCUAUAGGUUGAAUAGUCAACUCUUUCUGGGGUGCACACUGUCAACACUAAUCCCUCCUUUUUGUGGUUGAAAUAAGCUAAGUUUUUUUGUCAGUGAAAUGGUUGGGACUACUUUUGAUUGUCCCUUAUUUGAAGGUGUGUGCUUUAUGGGGGUGUCCAUUCAGUGAGAAGUGGCUGUCUUAGUUAAUGACAGAAACUCUAAGAAAACACAAAAUAAUUGCUGCAAAUGAGCAUGAAGGUGCAAAGUUUGAGAGGACUGAUGCACAGAUAAUGCGUAAAUUUAAAAAAAAUUUGGGUUGACCUUUAGCAAGUUUAUCCCAAUUUUUACUGAAUUUUCAUUUCUUUUUAUUGGAAGCAUAUACUGUAUUUAUUCAGCUAUGAUUUUAGUUAUAGAACACUGUAACUACUACACCUUUUUUUUCAACCUCAAGAGGCUAUGAGUAAUAAAGAAAACAAAAUUAUUUUAAAUUCUGUGUCAGCUCCUCAUAGAAAUAUUUGGAUUUGGUCUUGGGAUUGAUACCAUCACUGUGAAACUUAGAAACUGACUGAAAAUAUUGGAAAUACUUUAUGGCUUGUUGUUGUGUUUAAAAAAAAACUGAACUGUGAAAAGGGAAGGACUUAGUUUGUCACUUUGAGGUUUGUUUGUGGGCACUGACAGAAGCUCGUGAUCUAUCAGUACAAAAUUUACUUGUCAGAUUAAAUCAAAGAGUUCAUGAUUUUUUUAGUUUAAUGAUAAGACUACUUAAUAAUUUUUAACCAAACGAAAAUUUUCAAGACCCUUUGAACCUUGGGUAUAUAUAUAAAACUUAAUGAUGUUUAAAUAAUUUGUCAUUAACGUAGAGACUGAGGAAUUUGUUAACCGAUGUUAGCAAGCUACAGAACUCUUAACUAAAUCGUUGCAAAACAACUUUGAUAUGCAAAUGAAGAAGGUUUAGAUUAAGCAUUCUUUUUCUUGGUGACUUGCACAACCAAAUUUUUAAAAGUGUUGUAACUUAUUUUUGUAAAAGCCACCCAUCUGUGUGGGCUAGUCAUGAAAAAAGAAAAUCGGAAGGCAAAUGCCAAAUGCUAUGUGCUAAACGCCAUAGAAUACUCAUAAGGGUUGAAGGCAAUUGUAUCCUUGAAAAUAGACACAAGGGAUGAAGAUUGACAAUAAAAUAG
Molecule: messenger RNA, 4624 nt
Organism: Pocillopora meandrina
Lineage: Eukaryota; Metazoa; Cnidaria; Anthozoa; Scleractinia; Pocilloporidae
Source: the annotation of a GenBank genome assembly